Paramuricea clavata is the source of this 1842-nucleotide messenger RNA. The record is from the annotation of a GenBank genome assembly. Lineage: Eukaryota; Metazoa; Cnidaria; Anthozoa; Malacalcyonacea; Plexauridae.
AUGUGGCUGAAAGAUGGGAAAAGUCAUUUGUACAAAAAGUACUAUGAUGAAUGUGCAAAGCUGGGUACCAAACCGAUAUCAGAAACAAAAUUCCGCGAUGGUAUAAAUGCUGGUAACUUUAAAGAAAUGGCAGAGAGGGCUGGUUUGUGUAAUAUUUGUGAUGAAGUAGGUACACAGAACUGGAAAAAAUGCGCAGAAUUGAUUGAGAUGCUAAGCAAGGAGAUUGCAGGUCUUCCUACUGAGGAUGACAUACCGGCCGAAAAUGAAGAGUUUGAUGAGGAUAGCACAACCAGCAGAGUAACUAUGGUAGAUCUAAACGAUGAAGACACUGAAAACAGAUCGUUGAAUCCUCUUUCAGUUGAUUCUCCUGUACUUAUGAUCGAAGUGGGCGUUCCCGUGCCAGAUUUCAGCGACUUUUUAAAACGAACUACUAUCUUGAAAGGUCACCUACUGUCUAAUUUUUCUUCGAAAAUCAAUACCAAUAACACUUGCGCAUUCCACUGCAUGGCAUGGUUAUUGAACGACAAAGCUAAUUGCUGUAAAAAUCACACACAAGUAUGCGACGAAUGUGCUCAACGAUUCACUCUCUUUGACGAUCUACAAGCGACUAUUUUUGACAGCACCUUAAGCAUGUCUCGCAAAUACUACUACCAAGAACAAGUGCGUAAAGUGCAAGAAAAUCUUGAUGUAUACAUUGCUCAACUCGUUCGUGGCAAAUAUCAGAGAAUGAAAUUUAUGGAGGAAGUGGUUGGAUUAAGACCCGGUAAAGCAGUGGUUGUAUGCGACUAUAUGAUGAAGCUCUUGCUCCAUAAAUUUAGAGAACCACAACGAGAUUGGUUGGGAAAGAAGGGGGUGUCAGGUCAUGGCAGUAUGUUUUUCUUUAAAUCGGAAGAAUCGGAAGAAAUCCAAGUAGAAAUACACGACGUCUUUUCAAAUGGUGAUUGUACUCAAAAUUGGUACUUUACGGUGAGUGCAUUCGAAGCAACAUUUAACAACUUUAAAUCCCGACACGAAGAUGUAAAAUCGAUAGUCAUAUUGUCAGAUAAUGGACCGCAUUACCAUAACACUUCCGUAAUAUUAUGGCUUACUCGGUUACAUGAAACAUGCUCUAUACACAUUGAAAGGUAUUCGUUAUUCGAGGCCCAGAAGGGGAAGACAUCAUUGGAUUCGCACUUUGCCACUUUCAAGUUUGCUACAAAAGGAUGGAUGAAAAGAGGGAAUGACCUACUUACGAGCGAAGACAUAGUGGAUGGGACAAAAGAACAUUUAAGAGGAACACACGUGUACGAAAUUAUGAUCGACCGAACGAAGGAACCUUGCAGCGCAAAAUCUCUCGAUAAAAUAACAUCUUAUGCAGAUUUCACUUUCAAGAAUGACCAUACAAUUGACGCAAGGGAGCUGACCAACGUUGGUGCAACUUUGCAUUUGAAAAAGAACAAGAUUAAAAAAUUGUGGCCUUGUUACAUAUCAACUCUUUGCCUUUCUACUGGAGUGACCUCGGAAUUUGAUCAAAGUAGUGCUGAGAAUGUCGAGCCAAAGUUUAAAAAACAAAAAAAGGGAGCCCAAACAAAACAGCUGAAGGUACGCAACAUAAAUACAGAUCCAAACGCAAGCAAAAUCAACAACAAUAAAUGUCCUAGUUUCAAUAAAGUAUUCCUUCGUAAGAAACCAUUGCAGAAGUAUCUAAACAGUAGAAAGUGUUUAGAAAGAAAGAAAGCGUCAAAGACGUUGGAAGAGAUAAAAGCAUCAAUUCCAGUAGUGCAAGCAUUAGAGCUUGCUAAUGAUGUUCGUGACGUUAGGUUUAAUAGUUCAGAGCAACUUGAAGGAAGCAAUCAAGAAUAA